AUGGAUAAACUAAAGCAAAAUUAGGAAUCACAAGACUUAUCUUAGCUAAUAGAUCUACUAGAUAGUAUCUAGAAAUUGAGCUUAUAAAGUGCAAAUUUACUUGAUCCAUUUUAAUAAAGUGUCAUAGACUCUCUAAAAAAAAUUAAGGAAGCAGAAUUAGCUAUUAAAAAAAAGAAUGAUGUGUUUGACUUACCUAGUUUAGUCUACAAUUAAAAAAUUGAUGCUAGAAUUGUAAAUAACCUAUUCAUAGAAUUCUAAAAUUAGGACAAAAAUGAUGUAUUUAGACUAAUAUUUACUUCAUUUGCUUUGAAUUUACCUUUUGAUUCGAUAUAAGAUGACUCACCCUUCAAUUCAUAAAAUAUGAAUGAAAAGUUAGAAUAUGUGGAAUAGAUUUUAUUCUAAAAAGAACCUAUUAAAAUUUAAAUAGAAGAUAAAUUUAUUACAUCAGAACAAGCUAAAUAAGUUGUAAUGUAAAUAAUUAGAGAGCUAGCUUAAGAAUCUAAAACCAAAAACUUUUUGUCAUUAUGCUAUAGCUUGAUAAAAAAGAUCUAAAAUAAAAUCAAUGAUUUGUGUGUAGUAGCUCUAAUGAGAUCAAUUAUUUUUAACGCAAAAGAAGAUAGCACGCCUCCUUAUCUUGAACUAUUGGAUAUUUUUUCUGAACUUAAUUCUAAACCUUGUAUUUAGGAUUAGAAAGAAUUUUGGUGGAAAGUGUGUAAUGCUUUUUCCUGUUAUAUUUAUUUAGGAUAAGAAAACUAAAGUCCUAAGAAAUUAGGAUAUCCUGCAAUUCCUGAUGGAUAACUUUAACUCCCAGAUAUGUUACUAAUUAAGUAAAAUAAUUAAUUGAAAUACAUAAUUAAUGAGAAUUUCAAACCUGUUUAUAUAAAAAAAAAUAAAAACAAAUGA
Messenger RNA from Tetrahymena thermophila SB210, 903 nucleotides. RefSeq lists its product as hypothetical. Lineage: Eukaryota; Ciliophora; Oligohymenophorea; Hymenostomatida; Tetrahymenidae. The transcript has a single exon. The record is from RefSeq and is a predicted model, not a curated record.